Messenger RNA from Candida tropicalis MYA-3404, 1650 nucleotides. It is a transcript of the gene RTF1, whose product is annotated as Rtf1p. Lineage: Eukaryota; Fungi; Ascomycota; Pichiomycetes; Serinales; Debaryomycetaceae. The record is from RefSeq and is a predicted model, not a curated record. The transcript has a single exon. Gene Ontology annotation, molecular function: DNA binding. The coding region runs from base 1 to 1650 and encodes 549 amino acids.
AUGUCUGAUUUAGAAGAUGAUUUGUUAGCAUUGGCUGGAGGUGAAGAUAACACCUAUGCAUCUGAUUCCGAAGAAGAAAUCCCAUUAUCUAAAAGAAAACAAACAACUACUGGAUCUGAAGAAGAUGAUGAUGCUGUAUUAUCAAAACGUCGUAAAGUAGAUUAUCUGGAACAAGAAGAGGAGUACGAAGAAGAAGAGGAAGAAGAAUUGAUUAAUCCUUAUCCUUUAGAAGGUAAAUAUAAAGAUGAAGACGAUCGAAUGGAAUUGGAAGAAAUGGAAGAAGUUGAAAGAGAACAAAUAUUGUUUGAUAGAGAACAAGAGAUGGAUAAAUUUAGAGAAAAGAAAUAUUUACAAGAAAGAAUGAAGAAACAAAAACAAGCUAAUAAAUAUCGUUCUGUUGAAGAACCUACUAGAGUUUCAGGAAGAGUUAAAACAGGGAUCAAAUCAGAAAAGAAGGAUAAAUUGAAUGAAUUGAGAAAACAAAGAGAACAACAUUCAAGAAAGAAGAGUAGAAGGAAUCUUGAUUAUGAUGAAUAUUCCGAAGAGGAGGAUGAUGAUGAUGAGGAAGAAGAAGAAAUUGAAGAAGUAUCAGAUGAAGAAUUUGAUGAUUAUGAAGAAAGUGUACAAUGGGGAGGAGUAUCUAAAGUUAAGAAACCAAAACAAAAGAAAUCUACAGAAUUGGCUAAACUUGCGGAUAUAAAUAAGAUAACAUUUGGAUGGAGAACAUUUCAACAAUAUUGUUUUAAUCCUGGAUUUGAAGAUGCAAUUGUGGAUACAUUUGGAAGAAUUAAUAUUGGACCAGAUAAGGUGACAAGAAAAGAUUCAUAUAGAAUGGUUAAAAUAAUUGGAGUUAAAUUAAAGAAAGAUCGAACAUAUAAAUUGGGUAGAACAAGAUUAGAUAUAUAUUUAACAGUGAGUCAAAAUCGAACCCAAACCAAAGAUUUCCCAAUUAGUUUUUUCUCCAAUUCCCCAAUAACUGAAGAAGAAUUUGAAAGAUAUAUUCGAGAAUUGACUAAAACCGAUGAAGUGAUUGAUUUAUUAGAUGAUGUGAAUAGUAAAUUUGAAGAGGUUGAUGCAUUUUUCAAAAAAGGUUUAAGUGAUCAAGAUAUUAAUGCCAUGAUUGAAAGAAAGAAACAAUUGAAUGCAGAUAAAAGUAAUAUUCGUGCAGUUGAUGCGGUUACACAAAAGACCAGAUUGAUGGAUGAAUUACAGAUAGCUAAACAACAAGGCAAUUUCAAUAAAGUUAGUAAGAUUCUUGGUGAUUUGAAAAAGAUUGAAAGUAUAUUGGAACAUGAAGCUGCAACUAAUGUGCAAAGUAAAGAAUCAAUUAUCAGUAAGGUUAAUGAAAGAAAUAGAAAAUUAAAUUCAACAAAUAUCAGAAAAGCAGAGAUUAAAAACAAGACAUUAUCAAGUCAACAGCAAAAUGAUGGAGGUGAUCCAUUCUCUAGAUUGAAAACUACCACCAAGAUGUUUUAUCAAGAUUUGAUUAAUCAAGAGAAUGAAAAAGCACUUCAGGAAGUUAAUAUGCAAGAAUUAAUUGAAGAGAAGAAUAAACAAGAAGAAGAAAUAUCUAAAUCUACAUAUAGAGAUUUAGGAGAGAUGGAGAAAUUGAUCAAAUCAAUUGAUUUUGAUAUUGAAAUAGAAUUGUAA